This is a messenger RNA of Ylistrum balloti, 1057 nucleotides long. RefSeq names its product homeobox protein php-3-like. Gene Ontology annotation, cellular component: nucleus. The record is from RefSeq and is a predicted model, not a curated record. NCBI's taxonomy places the organism in Eukaryota, Metazoa, Mollusca, Bivalvia, Pectinida, Pectinidae. The transcript is spliced from 6 exons. Gene Ontology annotation, molecular function: RNA polymerase II cis-regulatory region sequence-specific DNA binding; DNA-binding transcription factor activity, RNA polymerase II-specific. Gene Ontology annotation, biological process: regulation of transcription by RNA polymerase II. The coding region runs from base 275 to 1057 and encodes 260 amino acids.
UGACGAAACAGAAUUGGAUCAACAACGAGAGGGAGGUUGUCAAUUGACUUCCAUUCACCUUGUAUCAUCCACCUUGCGCUGAAUAUCACUUCUCUAGGAAAGCAUACAGAGAACUCUAGCAGCGUCUGGAACAUCAUCUACUCUCAUAUCGACGGUCCCAUCGUCAUCACUGAGCAAGAUUCAGACCUCGGAAAGAGCCAUUGAAUGCAAACAAGAAAAAGAUUUUGGAAUAAAACCGUGCAGAGCUCGGAAGUUAUAUGUGUAAUGUUGAGCAAUGGAGACAGCCAAUAAUCUGUUAGCGCAUUCAAGCCUGCCGUUCUAUCCAAACGGAUUGACAACAACAGUGUCCAGCAUCCUCAGCUCAAGUCCCGGGGGUCAAGAUUCGGCCAUCGGGCGAUCCGGACAGAACGGCUGGUCAAACUAUACAAGCGACGCAGGGAGUAUCACAGGUCAUAAUUCGUGUUCCAGUAUGUCUUCCUAUAGCAACCUCCAACUCGGAGCCUCCUUUUCCGCCAUGAACUCCAAAUCUCCCUACAACUCAUUUACGAGUGCUGGGGCUGACUAUAUAAAUUGUAGACAGAUGCAGCUUAAUCACAUGAAUCCUUUAAACAUGCCAGCCAUGAGGAAUUAUCCCUUGUAUGGAGAUAUGUAUCAAGCUGCCCAUCCCCCGGGCUACACGAAUGGAAGUUUUUAUCCCGACAUGCCCCCUGGUAUUCCCCCUCUCCCGGGCAGGGACAUCGACUGUAGGAGCGCCAACUCGGAUUCCCCAAACCAAGAAGCAAAAGGUAGAAAGAAGAGAAAGCCAUACACCCGUUACCAGUCAAUGGUGUUGGAAAAUGAAUUUUUGAACAGUUCUUAUAUUACAAGACAGAAACGAUGGGAAAUAUCGUGUAAAUUACAACUAACAGAAAGACAAGUGAAAGUUUGGUUUCAAAAUAGACGAAUGAAGAGGAAAAAGUUGAACGAACGCGCCAAAGCGAGACUGAGAGAUGACCAAGAACCUAAAGACCAUCAUCAUGCAGCACCCGGUCAAGGUCACCAUUCAGUACAAGCGUGA